CUCGCUAGUCGUUCGCGGCCACACUAAAGAGCGGCGUCCUGAGCCUUGAGCGAGAUGAGUAACAUCUACAUUCAAGAGCCGCCCACGAAUGGGAAGGUUUUAUUGAAAACGACAGCUGGAGAUAUUGACAUAGAGCUGUGGUCAAAAGAAGCUCCAAAAGCAUGCAGAAAUUUUAUUCAGCUUUGUUUGGAGGCCUACUACGACAACACCAUUUUUCAUAGAGUUGUACCUGGUUUCAUAGUCCAAGGUGGAGAUCCCACAGGCACUGGGACCGGGGGAGAGUCUAUCUAUGGAGCCCCAUUCAAGGAUGAAUUUCACUCACGGUUGCGUUUUAAUAGGCGAGGACUGGUUGCCAUGGCAAACGCUGGUCCACAUGAUAAUGGCAGCCAGUUUUUCUUUACCCUGGGUCGAGCAGAUGAACUUAACAAUAAGCACACUAUCUUUGGAAAGGUUACAGGGGACACAGUGUACAACAUGCUGCGCCUGACAGAAGUCGAUAUUGAUAAUGAAGAAAGACCCCGCAAUCCACACAGAAUAAAAAGUUGUGAGGUUUUGUUUAAUCCUUUUGAUGACAUCAUUCCAAGGGAAAUUAAAAAGCCUAAGAAAGAGAAACCAGAGGAAGAAGUUAAGAAAUUGAAACCCAAAGGCACAAAAAAUUUUAGUUUACUUUCUUUUGGAGAAGAAGCUGAGGAGGAGGAGGAGGAAGUGAACCGAGUUAGUCAGAGCAUGAAGGGGAGAAGUAAAAGCAGCCAUGACCUGCUUAAGGACGACCCACAUCUAAGCUCUGUCCCAGCGGUGGAAAGUGAAAAAGAUGAUGCAGCAGGAGAUUUAGAAGAUGAUGGAGAGGAUGGAAGUGCAGAGCACGAUGAAUACAUGGAUGACGAUGAAAAGAACCUGAUGAGAGAAAGAAUUGCAAAGAGGCUAAAGAAAGACUCCAGUGCAAACGGGAAAUCAGCCGGAGAAGAAGUGGAGAAGAAGCCAGUCAGCCGAAGUGAAGAGCUCAGAAAAGAAGCAAGGCAAUUAAAGCGGGAACUCUUAGCAGCAAAACAGAAAAAAGAAACUGCUGCAAAAGCGGAGAAAGGAAAUGAAGAGGAGGAAGCUGCCCCAGACGGAGCUGUUGCUGAGUACAGACGAGAAAAGCAAAAGUAUGAAGCCUUGAGGAAGCAACAGCCAAAGAAGGGAACUUCCCGAGAAGAUCAGACCCUGGCGCUGCUGAGCCAGUUUAAGUCUAAGCUCACACAAGCCAUCACUGAGACGCCGGAGAGCAGUGUCCCUGAGGUGGAUGUGGAAGACGAUGAAGGAUGGAUGUCACAUGUUCUCCAAUUUGAAGACAAAACCAGAAAAGUGAAAGAUGCAAGCAUGCAAGACUCAGACACAUUUGAAAUCUAUGAUCCUCGGAAUCCGGUGAACAAAAGAAGAAGGGAGGAAAGCAAAAAGCUGUUGAGGGAGAAAAAAGAAAGAAGGUGAGAGGAGAGUGGUGAAGCCAGAGCUGGAAGCUUGCCUGCAGUGAA
Messenger RNA from Acomys russatus (golden spiny mouse), 1511 nucleotides. It is a transcript of the gene Cwc27, whose product is annotated as CWC27 spliceosome associated cyclophilin. Gene Ontology annotation, molecular function: peptidyl-prolyl cis-trans isomerase activity. The transcript has 14 exons. Gene Ontology annotation, biological process: protein peptidyl-prolyl isomerization; protein folding. Bases 55 to 1467 code for a protein of 470 amino acids. Lineage: Eukaryota; Metazoa; Chordata; Mammalia; Rodentia; Muridae. The record is from RefSeq and is a predicted model, not a curated record. Gene Ontology annotation, cellular component: catalytic step 2 spliceosome.